CUCCUCCUCCUCCUCCUCCUCCUCGUCGUCCUCCUCCUCCUCCUCCUCUUCGUCCUCCUUCCCCCCUCCAACUUCUGGUGGUGAUGGUGGAAAGCAGGCCCAUCGCUGCCCUGUGGAGCGGGGUCGGCGGAUGCCGCCGUCGCAGCCAGAAGAUGUUGCGUCUCAUCGGCCAGCAUCUCGCAUGUCGACAGCCAGGUCAUCGAGCCAGGGAGAAGAGGUCACUCAUUAGGGUCAUCCAUUUGGCGGCAAUGGGGGCGAUCCGUUCUCCUUCGCCAGCCCGGCCAGCCUUCGUCCACCGAGCGUGCUGACCGGGUAUGUGCUGAAGCAGACGUACGGUUCGCAGGUCAAGGACUUGGCGAUUACGUUGGGUAUCAAUGAGGCGGAUGCCUUGAUCUUGCUCCGAUGCUUUCGGUGGAAUUCUGACGAUGUCGCUGCUGCAUGGUUGGAUGAUGCAGAGGGUGUGCGGCAGCAGUGGAAUUUGUCGCAAUAUAUCACGCCGUUCGAUUUCGACAAUGGCAGCCUUUGUGGAAUAUGCUAUUGCGACCCUCCGAUCGCAGUCUUGCCCUGCCGAGAUCAUGGGUUUUGUCGGACGUGUUGGUCGACUUACCUACGCACGGCCAUCGGUGAUGGCAAAGCUUGUCUGGACCUUCGAUGUCCCGCCCCGGCAUGUUCAGAGCGUGUGCGACCUGGGUUUGUGCAACAACUGUGCGCGCCGCCUGUUCGUGACAGGUACGACCGAUUCUGGCUUGAGAGCUUCGUGGACAGCAAUGCUCUGCUGAAAUGGUGCCCUGGGAAAGGCUGCGCGAGUGUCGUGUCCAGUGUGGCGGCUACGAGCCUUAGCGUUCGAUGUGAAUGUGGUCUGGAGUGGUGCUUUUCUUGCGCUGAUGAAGACCACUUGCCAAUACCAUGCGACAUCGUCAAAGCAUGGAGAGAUGCCAGCCCAGGAGACGGAGGCCCUGACGCUGAGUUUGACCUCUGGGCGAAGCGUGAGCAGAUGUCGGGAAAGGUUAAGCCAUGCCCAACAUGUUCGCGCUUGAUCCAGAAGAACGGGGGUUGCGUGCAUAUGACAUGCCGCGCUCCAGCGGGUUGUGGUCACGAGUUCAAUUGGGAUUGCUUAUGUCCUUGGGGCACCCACGGAGGGAGACCUUGCACAAGGGCGCCCGCAGAAGAAGAUGCCAGGAAGACGCAGAUUUCUGCGGAACGGCUUUGGCACUACCAGGACCAAUUUGUUCGCCAGAGGGAAGCACAGGCGUGGGCCAUGCGGUGUGUCGACAAGUCAAAGGCGCUGUUGGACUCCUGCAUUCAGUCCUCCGCAACCGCGCGCAAUCUAGGCUUUCUUCCAUGCGUUGCAGGGGAAGUUGUCAAAGGCCGGCGAAUUCUCAAGUGGACGCACGCCUUCGCGUAUUUGAUGGACGCUCGAAGCCCAGAGUGCGACCUGUUCAACUUGCAUCAGGUGCGGCUUCUAGAGAUUCUCGAUAUGUUGAGCGAUCUGACGGAGAAUACAGAUUGGGAGAUGUUUUUCCAGGCGGAAAGCUCCUCGUCGCAGGAAGAUCUGCUUCAGAAGCGGAGUGAGGCGUUAUCGCUCUGCUAUGUCCUGCAGGAAGCAUUCGGCGCGCUGGAUACAUGGAUGAGCGGCCUGGGCGCAAAGGUUACGUAAGCUCAAUUGGCGAAUUUUGACGAAGCAGGGCGUCGGCAUCCGAGGUAUUGUCGGCGGCGAGCGAGGGGGGGGGGGGAACUAAGGAGGAGAAGGCCUUUUCAGAAGGCGGCGGGACUUCUCAGAAGCCCUCGCGCCUUCUGAGGAAUUUGUUUGUUGUCGUCGG
This is a messenger RNA of Prorocentrum cordatum, 1820 nucleotides long. NCBI's taxonomy places the organism in Eukaryota, Dinophyceae, Prorocentrales, Prorocentraceae. The record is from the annotation of a GenBank genome assembly.